Micromonas pusilla CCMP1545 is the source of this 300-nucleotide messenger RNA. RefSeq lists its product as uncharacterized. The record is from RefSeq and is a predicted model, not a curated record. The transcript has a single exon. Bases 1 to 300 code for a protein of 99 amino acids. Lineage: Eukaryota; Viridiplantae; Chlorophyta; Mamiellophyceae; Mamiellales; Mamiellaceae.
AUGUCGGAAGCGCCGCCCGCCGCGGCCCGCCGCCGCGCGGGCGCGACGGCGUCCGCGGCGGACGACGACGACGACGACGCGACGACGACGACAAAGGCGACGAUGAAUCGACGACGAGGCUACGCGAGGAAUCGCGUUCCGGUGAUCGGAGGCAGACCGGUCAAGACGCGAACGUCCGGGAUGCGCAAACUCCACGAGCCCGCGGGCGCGGGGGUCUGGGUCGCGAUCUUCGGGAGUGUGCUGUUGUUCGCGGGGAUACAGGCGUUCAUCCGGUGGAAGUGGGCGGACGAGUUGGGUUGA